AUGCGUUCUAUUAAAGAUAUUUAUGGUCAUUUAACAUCUAAAUCCUCAUAUACAUAUCCGGAACCUUCUUCAGUAUUAAUUUCUAUGUCAUCAAAAGAAUCAUCCGUUAUUGAAAAUAUAGAAAGACAAUCAAGAAUUGCAUCUCAGGGACAGGAUGAAAAUACAGGAUGUAUUUCUAAACCUGAGCCUCCUAUCCGUCUUUUAUUUCAUCCUGGAGCUGAAGUAAACACAAGAAUUAAAGAUCAUAACAUAGGCUAUAGUUUAGAUUUUGGAUAUGAAAGAGUUAUUAUAAAAGGAGAUAAUGAUUAUCAAAGAUGGUUAAAAGAUUAUGCAAAAAAAGACAUGUUUACAGACUGGGUUGAAACUACAUUCGGAAGACUCGUAGGAAGAUAAUUUUUCAGCCGAAAUAUUGAUAUUUAUUCCUUUUUUUUGCAAGAUAGUUAUUUUUUAUAUUAAUCAAUUAUUUUG
Pneumocystis murina B123 is the source of this 468-nucleotide messenger RNA. RefSeq lists its product as hypothetical. The record is from RefSeq and is a predicted model, not a curated record. Lineage: Eukaryota; Fungi; Ascomycota; Pneumocystomycetes; Pneumocystales; Pneumocystaceae. The transcript has 3 exons. Bases 1 to 393 code for a protein of 130 amino acids.